Messenger RNA from Oreochromis aureus, 1050 nucleotides. Its product is annotated as differentially expressed in FDCP 6 homolog. Bases 383 to 1018 code for a protein of 211 amino acids. The transcript is spliced from 4 exons. The record is from RefSeq and is a predicted model, not a curated record. Lineage: Eukaryota; Metazoa; Chordata; Actinopteri; Cichliformes; Cichlidae. Gene Ontology annotation, cellular component: nucleus; cytoplasm.
UUUAGGCGCCGAGAGUUUUCCUGGAGGAAAUCCAGAGCCUGAGAAGUCAAAGAAGACAGCAGAAAUGACAAGAGCAGCUCUAACAACUUUUUUGAUGGUUGAGAGAAGACAGAAAAGAGAACACAAUAGAUUCACGGUAUAUUAAAGCAGCAAGAAUAUAUGAAUGCAUUACCUGCUGGUGCCCUGCAAUAACCCUGCCAUCUGGAAACAGGUAGUUGGCCACAGAGCACACAGGAUUCUCCAUCCCCAGACUCUUGCAGUGCUCUUUUGCCUGCAGACAGGCAUAAUUAUACUGAUCCUGAGGUCUACCAAUGACUGACAGCAUCCCACUGGGAACCAGUUCUGAGGCCUUCUGCAUAGUCUCCGCUCGCACCAGGCUGAGAUGCAGGUGAAGGAAAAGGAGGCUGAACAACAGAAGAAGAGGAUCAGGGAGCUGGAGCUGACACAGCAGCAGCUGGAAGUUGCCCUUAAUAUGGAGAUCCAGGCUCGGCUGGAGGAGGAGAGGGCCAGACUGGAGCUUGAGCGGUUGCUGCAGGCUGAAGAUGAAAAGAGGAAACAUUUCCAGCUCCUCCAGGAGCAGCAACGUACAAUGCAAAACCUCAGCCCCAUACAGGAGCUGUCAGAUGGCAGUCCCGAUGAGGACACCCCCUCAGCCCUCAACUCUGCCUCUCAGGAGCUCCAGGAUCUGCAGGCAUCUCGCCAAAGAAGCCACCAGCGUCUGGAGGAGGUUCAGGAGAGGCUGAGGAAUGCCAGUCAACAUGUACGGCACUGGAACAUCCAGCUGAACCGACUGAUGACCCCCAUUACUCCUGCAGAGCGACUGGAAAGCCGGCUGUUAUCAAAGCCCACAUGCCCUAAAAAGGAGGGCGCGCUGGCCAGUAAUGAGUUCAUCACUAAGUUUAAGAUAAGAGUUGAUCAGAAUAGAGGCGAUGAUGAAAGUCUGGAGCAUCAGUUGGAGGCUGCCAACCUGUCUGAUGAAUCGUUCGAGGCCCAGACAGAAGUCAACGGACUAAUAUGAUCACAGACAUUUAAAAAACGCGAGUUGAGAGU